GAAGAGGAGGGUUAGCCCACCGAAAGGAAUGCAGUCUGCAGGCCGACACACGUCCUCCUGCAGGCAUGUCAGCAGAUAACAAACCUCCAUCUGAAGCUCUGACAGAGCUACAGGUCUGCUGAGAAGACAUGAGAGGGUAUCGAGGCAUCAAGUAUACUUUGUUCCUCUUCUGCUACUUCUUCUGGGUCGUGAGCGCCGUCCUGAUCGCGGUGGGGAUCUAUGCCAAGAUCGCCAAAGAGAAAGAUGUGGUGGACACGCUGACGGUCGAUCCAGCUCUGCUUCUCAUCAUCGUGGGCUCGGUGAUGUUCCUCAUCACAUUCCUGGGAUGUUUCGGAGCGCUGAGGAACAUCAUCUGCCUGCUGAAGACGUUUCUGGCAAUCCUGGCAACCAUCUUCCUCCUCCAGGUGGCAGCUGGAGUGGUGGGACACCUCUUCACGGACGUGGUGAUGGAGAGAACGGAGAAGCUGAUGAUGAAGGCCAUCAUCCGCUACAGGGAGGACCAGGACCUGGAGAACGCCAUCGACUUCAUCCAGAAGAAGUUCCAGUGCUGCGGCGUUGACGGCUACAAGGACUGGUCCCAGAACGCCUACUUCCAGUGUUCGGAGUCCAACCCCAGUCUGGAGGCCUGCGGCGUUCCAUUCUCCUGCUGCAUCCUCCUGCAGAACCAGACGGUGCUCAACACCAUGUGUGGUUACGGGAUGCAGCCGCUAGAAAAAAAAUCAGCUGGUAAGACCAUCUUCACCAUCGGCUGCCUGGAGAAGAUCAUCUGGUGGGCCAAAAACAACCUGCUGCUGGUGGCCGGUCUGACUGGUGGCCUGCUCCUGCUGGAGGUGUGCAUGAUGUCCCUGGCUGCUGCUCAGAUCAUCUGGAUAAAGAAAGUUCAACAGAAAGAGAGAAAAGCAGCAGCUGGAAGUAAAUCAGGGAGGAAGGAGAGCAUCUGGUAUCCGGCCUUUGCAGACUUUGAUGAGGAGUAAACUAGAAGCUGAACACUGGCAUGGACACUGAGACACUGUGAACUUGAAGCUGCUGGAGGAGGUGAAGCUUCUACGUUGUGUGAAAGAAUGUCUAAAGUUUAUUGAUGUUUCUAGAACGAUGGAUGGAAACUCAAUUCUAUCAGAUAACAGAAGAAAGAAAACAAAGUUCUGGUUUCUCUCUCGCUCGGUCUCAGUAUGUUGAUCUGAAAGUUUAUAAAAAACCAGCAUAGCUCAUCAUACUCAUCAUCAUCAUGUUCUUCGUCUUCUGCAGAAGAGUCCACUGGAUCAACAGACCUGGACAAGGUUUCCUGAUACUGCAACACAAAAAUGUUGUUUUUAUUGUUUGUUUACACAAACUAAAGUUGAAUAAAUUAAUGAACGAAUUCUUUAUUUUAAUCAUUAAAAUAAUAAUAAUAAUAAUAAUUUUAUUUAACAGCAAAUUAAUUUAACAAAGAUUAAAAAACAAGCAGAAAGAAGCAGAACGUCUGUAAUUAACAACCAUCAGAUUCCUGUUAUUAUUAAAAAUUAGUAUCCAUCCACCGUCCUCUUCAUCGGGACCGCCUUCUAGUACCGGGUCGUCCUCUCCAUCAGGACCGGGUCGUCC
This is a messenger RNA of Melanotaenia boesemani (Boeseman's rainbowfish), 1578 nucleotides long. RefSeq lists its product as uncharacterized. Lineage: Eukaryota; Metazoa; Chordata; Actinopteri; Atheriniformes; Melanotaeniidae. The record is from RefSeq and is a predicted model, not a curated record. The coding region runs from base 129 to 974 and encodes 281 amino acids. The transcript has 8 exons. Gene Ontology annotation, cellular component: membrane.